This is a messenger RNA of Drosophila biarmipes, 782 nucleotides long. RefSeq lists its product as uncharacterized. The transcript is spliced from 2 exons. NCBI's taxonomy places the organism in Eukaryota, Metazoa, Arthropoda, Insecta, Diptera, Drosophilidae. The record is from RefSeq and is a predicted model, not a curated record. Bases 107 to 286 code for a protein of 59 amino acids.
CGCCGUUGGCACUCUACAGUGCAAUGCGCAGGGAGCCACUGCUUAUUUAAAUAAGGUGGUCUGGAGCAUCUGAAUCAAAAUAUUCUGAUCUGUCAACAUAUUUUUCAUGGUCUUUCGCAUAAAAGAAAUGAAUCCAUCCACACUGUGCUGCAAUACGAAUAAAGAGGAAGAUGUUGAAAAAGAGAAAAAGGAGACGGAAAAGAUUGAAGAAGAAGGGGCAACACCAAUGUAUACAGAAGAGGUCGAUUGUCAGCAGACAACGAAAAAUAAAAAUCGCAGUGAGUAGAGUGUGAUGUGUGCUAAACGCUGUGGUGUGGUAAAAAGAUUAAAAGCCAGAAGGGCUGAAUUACUGAAGCUACUAAAUAGCGGAAGUAAAUUAGAUUGGAACAAUUCGGUAAAGCUACAUGCCGAACUUGAACGUAUAAAAAAUUUAUAAAGUGAAAGAAAAAAUCAAACCACAGUCACAAACACAUCUACCUACCCUGCAAUUAAAAGUCUCGCUAAAGCUAAUCUAAAAUUACCUCCGCCACAGAAGAAGGGAAUACCCAAGUUAAUGAAGAAGUGCCCAAAUGGCUGCGAGGGACCACUGUGCUCGCCCCAUUGCGAGUACACCUCUGCAGCCAGCACCGGCCACGUCUUGCCAAUCAAGCGAGACCAAGGAGAAGUGAGCCGACAGAGCUUCAUAGAGCGCAUAUUUUUUCAACAUGCACUGCGUUGCAUAAUUUUUUUCAUUGCACUGCGAUGCAUAUUGUUUUUUUAUCAUAUAAAAACUAAUGUAACAC